AUGAAUACUCAAGCACUAGGCUAUUCAAUUCAUAAUCCAAUAACUUUGGAUCUGGACCUGGAUCUGGAUCUGGACCAGAACUUCGAAGAUGCUCUAGAUGACUUCAGCCAAGUAAAUAUCAAAUGUGAAAAUUCCAAUCUCAUUUCUACCGAUGAGCAUAUUUGGUCGAGCCCUCAAUCAUUUAGACAGAGUCUGCCAUUCUCAUCAAUACAAGCUACUCCAUUGAGGACAAAUCUGUUCAAACACGAACUUGACUACUUGGCCAAAAAUUACUUUGUGUUUGUUGAGCCUCUAGGAUACUUCUAUCUGGAAAAAAGACAUUUUUUCAUCUCUUCAGAUUCAAAAUAUGCUACUUCCAAGUUAUAUAUAAAGUCAAAGCAAGGAUUUCUUGACCUCAUUAGCAAACUAACAAAACAAUCACCUUAUUACAACCAAAUAGAAGGCGAGUCAAAUAUUGUGAAUGUGGCUACUAUUCCAAGCCCUAUCCCUGGCAUUGAAAUAGAAGAAUUUGCCUUCUGUGAUUCCUGUAAAUACACCAGCUGUAUUGGGCGCGUCCCAGUGAAAUGUACCAGUCAUGGAUACAUGAGAAGGGGAGAAGGCUAUAGAGUGGAACUGGGAGGUUUCUUUCUAUUGAAGGAAUUCCCACGUAUGCCUUCUUUACCUGAUACUCCUCCACCAAGCACUCCAAAUAUGUAUGAUCGUAGUUCGACCAUACCUUGCUCUUCUCCCAUCCGCCGCCGAUCUCGCUUCACCAAUAGAGACUUGCAAGUCGAAUUCAAGGGCCCUCUUAUCACCGAAAUCCGUGUGAGAGAAUCUGAGAAUAUGACCGCUGAUGCCUUUUUGCAAAAAUACGCCAAUAUCAAAUUCAUUCCUGAUGUGGGGUUAUACUGGCACGAACAUGAACGUGUGUUUUUGGAUAGAAACUCUGAAAUUGUUCACAAAUCAUUGUCUUCUAUCAUUGACAAAUGCAAGUUUCUUGAAACACACAUGCAUGCAGUAAUGCUGAAUUCCUACUACUGGUAUUUGUUAGCCAGUGCUAAUACGCUGUCCGAGGUACAUGUAUGUCUUGAAUGGUUGAAGGAACCUCUAAGUGGCAUAGAACCUUCUAAGAUCCAGUACUGCCCUGAUUGUAUCAAUUCGGCUAUCAUCGAUGACCAUUGUGAUGUCGAUAACCUUAAUGUUCUAACUGGAAUGGGAUACAGAAUGGAGCUGGGGUCUAUUUUCUUAUUAGCACUGGGUGGAGGAAUGACAGACAUUUUGGAAGAUCAACGAGAGGAGGCUCCCGAUCUCGAAUAUUAUGCCUCUGAUUCUGGUGCUGUCUUCCUGAGCGAUGAACAAGAAGCUGAGGGGUCAGUAGACUAUGCUUCUGAUAUGGAAAAUCUCACAGUAGAUGGUCAAGAAGGUGACGAAUUGACAGCAGUAAAUGGAGAAUCUGAGUCGGAUACUCUCUUAGAAGAUGAAGUUCAAGAAGGUGACUUUAGAUCAUUUGAAGAUUCUUCUGAUUCGGAUAAUCUCUUUGUAGAUGAUGCACAAGAAGAUGAUGAAGAAAUGAUUGACAUUGCAAUAGAUAAUGAUACUGAAUCGGAUAAUGACGAAUCAGACAUUUCAGCUUAUGAUACCACCGAUGAUGGUCUUGAUAACGAACGUGAUUCAGAAGAAAUUAUAUUAUAUGAUGAAGAUCCUGUUAGAAUCUCCACUGUUAGUGGAUGGUCUCAGCUAAAAAAGAAAGGUAUUUGUCAAAUUAGCAAUCUUCUUUGGCUGAGAGGACAACAACACUUCCUUGACAUCACCUCCAGGGCUUUCAGAUCGUUUCUCAUGGGUACAGUGUCAAAUGCACAAUACACCCAGAUGUUGGAAGAUGUCGAGGAAUGGGUCGAUCUAAUGCCUCAGUACUAUAGAAUUCCAAAAGAUACCAAGGGUAGAACAUUUGAAAUUCCCCUGCCCUUUUCAAGACUCCCUCCAAAAAUACAUACCUACUGUUCGGAAUGUGGAUUUGUAAUAGGAUUCAACGAGAACAAUGAAAACUUGAGAAGCUCUUCCCGUCAUGCAAAGAAUACUGGUCAUGAUAGAUUCAUCAGUCGCCAAGGGUAUGCUAUCAGAGCCGCAACAGGAUUCAAUCUCUUGGUCAUAUUUGGGUCUAACGAAACAGUCAGUACAUGUGAAUCGGAAGAUGGCGAUUAUGAUGAUGAAGAUAUUGUUAUUCCUUCAUUCGAAGAGGGACUGGGUUCACCAUUCACACCCCCUGAAUUCAUAGUGGAGCCGUACUCCACAGACGAAGAGGCCAGCGACUACGAACAAGAGCCUGAAUCUCUUCCACCUCCAUCUAAGGAAGAACAAUAUGAAGUGUCCGAACUAUUGAAACAUUCCCAUGGGUUAGUUUACGAUCCUAUCUUCUACUUGUACUACUACAUAACAGAAGAGCGGUAUGUUGACGUGAAUUCAAUGUUUUUCAAAAACACAUUGGAAGAUAUUGGUGACCACAAAAGCCGCAUUCGAAACUUGGUGGACCGUGUCAUUAGCACUCAAAUCAUUGACUCUCGAAAAUUCGAGAAGAAAGUAACCAGAGGUCACAUCCACUGGGCCAAAGAGUUGUCCGAAGUAGCUCGCUGGAAGAAGCUAUGCUUUUGUAAACAAUGCUAUCAGGUAUUCAAAACAAAAACUGCAUUUUCCAAGCACAGGCGUGAAUAUGCGAACAUGAGCGAAAGAGAACAUGCUGGUCAUGAUAUAAGUGCGGAUUUUAAAGGAUACCUUUUGGAGCGACCAAAGGGCCUCUACUAUGCAAUUGGGAUUCCAGAUGAUGUUGCUCAAGCCGAAGCUGCUGAAGCCGAAGCUACCGCUACUGCUGAAGAAAUUGCAAGUCUGAAAUCGCAAUGGGUUAUGGGUGGGCCUGGGUGGACGGUGGAAGAAUAUGAUAUCAAAGUGCAAUGGUUGGAGGGCAAGCUAGGUAUGCCUCCCGACCAAUUCUUGGCCAAGCACAACUACUUACUAGUGAAGGAGGUUGGUUUAUACUACGAUUUCACACAGAAGUGGUUCCGAAGUAUAACACACAGGUUGCUGAGGAAGGUCUUCUUCGGCGACUUAAUACUGACGGUGAGGCGUGAGUUAAUAUCUUACAUGCUCCACAAUAUGGAUAGACAGUAUGAAUACAUGUUGGCACCCCGUCACGAGCAGCAAGUUGCUACUUUGGAAGCAGCAGUAAAAUAUGACGGUCCAAUGGUGGCGGUGGAAAGUGGCAACGAAGAGCAUCUAGAUUUCGAGUUGGUAGAUAAUUGCAUACAGCCAACUAAAUACUACAUGUGUCAUGUGUGUAAGUUCAUUGCCCACCACUCCAGCGUCUCCGCUCAUAUCAAACAAGCCAAGCACCAACGAGAAGAGGGACCUGAAAAACAUGUUGUGUAUGGUUACAGUGUUCGGAAUGUAGAGGCUAAGACAAACUACUUCCGAAUUCAACACAAUCUAGCCAGUAGUUUUCACGAACCAACAGACAGCACUGCUGACUCUCAAAUUGUAGAUCCGUUUUUAUCCAGAUACAAAGCGCAUGAGUAUACAAAGUUCCGUUCAUUUUUGAACAUGUCUAAUGACAAAAGAUGGCCACGUUUGGUACAAUUGUGCAAGAAAUAUGUAACCAAGAAAAGAUUAGCUUUGAGCAUCGGAUCUUCUCUCUCAGCACUCAUCAAAAACCCCCGGUUCUGUAGCACUCCAAACUCAGCCCUGCGAUACGGACCCAUGCUUGCCAGAUUCCUCUUUGUUGCCAUGAAAAUGUGCGAGUUGAAGGAACACAAAGCAAUGGAAGAGUUUGAGCAAGUAUUCUGUGCCAACAAAAAACAGGGACUACGAAGAUUUUUCGGUCAAAUGACGAAAUUUGGUGCGUUCUGGUUGUUGUCUCCGGUACUAGUGUUGCAGGAAGACGAUUCAAACGCCAUGGAAGAUGUCUUUAUGAGCAGUCUAGUCUUCUUGAUGAAGGAGGAAUAG
Molecule: messenger RNA, 3972 nt
Organism: Scheffersomyces stipitis CBS 6054
Lineage: Eukaryota; Fungi; Ascomycota; Pichiomycetes; Serinales; Debaryomycetaceae
Gene: VCC3.5
Product: vesicle coat complex AP-3
Exons: 1
Coding region: 1-3972 (1323 amino acids)
Source: RefSeq, a predicted model, not a curated record